UUGGAGAAACCUAAGCUCGUCGCGCGCACUGCCAGAGAUCAACACGUGCCUUGCUUGUGGUGGACAUUCAUGUUGCUACGGCGACGUUGCAAGCAAGUCCACGGUUGGUUGAGCAGUCAUGACGUCAGAUUGAUAUAGGGAAUUCCGUAUGCGCAGACACCAAGUGGAAAAGCCGAGUUGAAAACGUUGACAGCUCAUCAUAGUUGUCCUAAAGAAGUUUCAUUUUCCAGUAACUUUUUGUGUCGCCUGGCCUUGAAUUAUUCAGAGCUGGCGUUAUAGAAUUGUUAGCUGUGUACUUUAUCAUGCGUUGGCAUUGCGCGGAAGAUAUGUCUAUAUGUGCAGUAUAAGAUAAUUAGAUGCAAAAUUCGAAAGGGGUAUCAAUCAAACCCGAUGAACACAUCUCUACCAUUAUUCAUAAACAACAUAUUUGAGCGUUACACCGCAGGGGGACAUCUCAAACAGAGGUCAAUACUGCAUACUCAAGAGCAGUUAUGUUCCCUGAUGCCCUGGAGGCAGCUGGCCGGGUGGAGGGCUUGCCCCUGACCUCCCCCGCAACUCCGACCUUACCCGACCCCGAUGAAGACGAAGGCCAAAGAGAGGUGGUGCCAUGGACAAGUCCCAGACGGAGAGCUGGCCGCUAUCGCCACAGCCUGCAGAUACUGAAGCCCUUUAGGAUAACACACAAGCACCAGCACCCAGUUGACAACGCUGGGCUCUUCUCCUUUAUGACACUGCAGUGGCUCACCCCACUCGCACUGAGGGCCCACAAGACUUCCAGCCUCUCCAUAGACGACGUCUGGGGGCUGUCCUGCCAUGAGGCCUCUGAAUUCAACAGCCAGAGACUAGAGAGCCUGUGGCAUGAGGAGCUCAAACAGAAGGGAAAAGACGGGGCAUCCCUGUCUCUGGUCUUCUGGAGGUUCUGCCAGACCCGCAUGCUAGUCGCCAUCUUCUCCCUCCUCAUCACCAUGGUCACCGGCUUUGUGGGACCCGCGGUGUUAGUACGUGCCCUACUAGAGUAUUCCCAGAGUGCCGAGGCCAGGGUGCCCUAUGGCCUUUCUGUGGUGGCUGGGAUCUUCCUGAUGGAACUUAUGCGCUCCUGGUCGCUGGCACUGAUGUGGGCCGUCAACUACCGCACCGCUGCUCGACUCCGGGGUGCAGUGCUCACAUUUGCCUUCCAGAAGAUCCUUCGCUUGCGCAGCACCAAAGACAUCAGUGCCGGAGAGCUAAUCAACAUCUGCUCCAGUGAUGGCCAGCGGGUGUACGAGGCGGUUUCCGUCGGCUGUCUGCUUGCCGGGGGCCCACUGGUGGGAAUCCUAGGUCUGUCCUACACCGCUUACUUCCUGGGACCCACUGCAUUGGUCGGAUCAGCAAUCUUUAUCAUCUUUUACCCUGCUAUGAUGCUGGCAUCUCGUCUCACGGCGUAUUUCCGUAAGAAGUGCGUGGUUGUGACCGACCGGCGCGUGAGGCUCAUGAAUGAGGUUCUUGGCUGUAUCAAGUUCAUCAAGAUGUACUGCUGGGAAAGCGCAUUUGCUCAGAACAUCCACAAGGUGCGAUCAGAGGAGAAGGGGAUACUGGAGAAAGCUGGAUAUGUUCAGAGCCUUACAGUGGGCGUGGCCCCUAUUGUAGUGGUCAUUGCCAGUGUCUGCACUUUCACUCUACACAUGGCCCUGGGUUAUGACCUCACAGCAGCUCAGGCCUUCACUGUUGUUGCUGUCUUCAACUCCAUGACCUUUGCCCUCAAGGUCACGCCCUUGGCCGUACGAGCUCUAUCUGAGGGUUCUGUGGCAGUCAACCGAUUUCAGAGACUUUUCUUGAUGGAGGACCGUGAGGCUGUGUUGGCCAAAACGGAUGACCCAAUGAACGCUGUGGAAUUUCAGGAUGCUACGCUCGUAUGGGAAAAGGCCAAAGCUCCCGCCAAAGCUUCCACCCUCCCCAGGAAGCAGUUCAAGAGAGGAGGAAUGCGUCGAGUCCUGCGCAAGGAGAAACUGAGCCUGUACAUCACUGUCGAAGAGGGGAAAGGCAACAGCGAGGGACCCAACGGGCAAAGCCUCCUCACUGACAUGGAACAGGAAAGCCCCCAGAGUACCAUUUCCUCCACCCAGAGCACCACCAUCCGCCCGCCGCUGCACAAGACCCUGCAUCACAUCGAUCUGCGCGUAAAGAAGGGAACCCUGUUGGGAAUCUGUGGAAGUGUCGGGAGUGGAAAGAGUUCCCUUUUAUCUGCUCUGUUGGGACAGAUGACCCUGUUGGAGGGGCACGUGGUGGCCACUGGAGGCUUCGCCUAUGUAGCUCAACAGGCUUGGAUCCUCAACGACUCACUCCGAGAAAAUAUCCUGUUUGGCAACGAAUACAAUGAGGACAAGUACAACGCCGUGCUUGGCGCCUGCUGCCUGAUUCCUGAUCUGACAGAGCUCCCCUAUGGGGAUAUGACUGAGAUAGGGGAGAGGGGUGCCAACCUAAGCGGUGGGCAGCGCCAACGAGUGAGCCUGGCACGCGCCCUGUACAGCGAUCGGCCCAUCCUACUGUUGGACGACCCUCUCAGUGCCGUUGAUGCCCACGUUGGGUCGCACCUCUUCCAUAAUGCCAUCCGCACAGCAUCUAAAGGCAAGACCAUCAUCUUCGUCACACACCAGCUGCAGUACCUGGCAGAUUGCGACGACGUGAUUCUGAUGAAGGACGGGCAGAUCACUGAGCAUGGCACACACUGCCAGCUCAUGAGCAAAUCCCGUGACUACGCCGCCCUCUUCAAUAGUGCACAGCAGGAGAACCUGGUGAAAAAGAACCUGAAGAAUAAAAAGAAGGAAGGAGAGGAAGUAAUAGAGACCACCUCGACUGUUGUGAAAGUCGCCAAGCCUCCAGCAGAGAAAAUGAAAGGAGACCAGUUGAUGAAAGUGGAGGAGAAGGGAUCUGGUGCUGUGGCCUGGGAGGUGUACUGGGCCUACAUCAAAGCAGCUGGAGGCCCUUGUGCCUUCAUCAUCAAUGUCUUCCUCUUCCUCUUCACCACUGGUAGUAUCGCCUUCAGUAACUGGUGGCUGAGCUACUGGAUUCGCCAGGGCAGCGGGAACACAUCAUUAAUCUUGGAAAACUCAACCAAUGAAACGGCGGCAGCGGCGUUUACAAGCAACAGCAUGAGGCUCAACCCUCAUGUUCAGUACUACUCAAGAGUGUACAUGCUGUCAAUGGGGGCCACACUCCUCCUGAAAACGAUGAGGGGGAUAGUGUUCGUCAAGUGCACGGUUCGGGCUGCCUCAGUGCUCCACGACAACAUGUUCCGCCGCCUCCUCCUGAGCCCAAUGCGCUUCUUCGACACGACCCCUCUAGGCCGCAUCCUCACCCGCUUCUCCCGCGACAUGGAUGAGGUGGAUGUCCGUCUAGCCAUGCAGGCUGAGAUGCUGCUACAGAACCUGACCCUGAUUCUCUUCUGUCUGGUCAUGGUGGGCAUCGUAUUCCCGUGGUUCCUGCUUUCCAUUCUGCCCCUAGGAGUCUUCCUCCUCAUUGUCAACCGCAUCUCCAGGGUUCUGAUUCGCGAGCUGAAGCGCCUGGAGAACAUCAGCCAAUCACCUUUUACAUCGCAUAUCACCAGCAGUCUGCAGGGGCUGUCCACCAUUCACGCCUAUGGCAGAGAGGAUGACUUCUUGCAGAGGUACCAGGCUCUGCUGGACACCAAUCAAGCCUCCCAUUACUUGUUCAGCUGUGCUAUGCGCUGGCUGGCGGUACGACUGGACCUGAUCAGCAUUACACUCAUCACCACUGUAGCGCUGCUCGUCGUUUUCAUGCAUACCCAGAUCCCCCCAGCUUACGCAGGCUUGGCUAUAUCCUACGCCGUGCAGCUGACCGGUCUGUUUCAGUUUACUGUGAGGCUGCUGUCGGAGACCGAGGCUCGCUUUACAUCAGUGGAGAGGAUCAAUCAUUAUAUAAAGACACUGGAGGGCGAGGCACCGCGGCAGAUUACACGGCCGUCUUCUCCUGCCCCCUGCUGGCCAGAUAAGGGACAGCUGUCCUUCCAGGAUGUGGAAAUGUGUUACCGGGACGACCUGCCGCUGGUUCUCAAAAAGAUCUCCUUCGACAUCCUACCAGAAGAGACCGUGGGUAUUGUGGGUCGUACUGGCUCAGGGAAGUCUUCACUGGGUGUAGCUCUCUUUAGACUGGUGGAGUUGACUAGGGGCUCCAUCACUAUUGACGGCAUCAACAUUGCCCAGAUCGGAUUGGAUGAUCUGAGAAGCAAACUUUCAAUCAUUCCCCAGGAGCCUGUUCUCUUUAUUGGCACUAUCAGAUCCAAUCUGGACCCAUGGAAUCAGUACUCAGAUGACCUGAUCUGGGAUGCCCUUGAGAGGACCCAUAUAAAAGAUAUGAUCAGCCAGCUGACCAACUCCCUCCAGCAUGAAGUGACGGAGAAUGGAGAGAACUUCUCUGUGGGAGAGAGACAGCUACUGUGUGUGGCCAGAGCUCUGUUGAGACACAGCAAGAUCUUGCUGUUGGAUGAGGCAACUGCAGCCAUUGACUCGGAGACAGACAGCCUGAUUCAGGAGACCAUCCGUGAGUCAUUCAGCGGCUGCACCACACUGGUCAUCGCUCAUCGUCUCAACACUGUGUUGAGCUGUAACAGGGUCAUGGUUUUGGACCAGGGACAGAUUUUGGAGUUUGACACCCCCGCUGCCCUGCUGGCAGAUGGUAACUCGAGAUUCCGGGCAAUGAUUGAAGCGUCUGAUGGCAAGCUCAGUGAAACAGACCAGUGAUCCCAGUCAAAAUGGGUAUGAAGGAAAACUGGACAGUACAGCAAAGGACUAGACUUGCACAAACUUUUGAGGAUGACUAUUCACACCCUGCCAUGGAAUGAGUGAGAUUACAUAUUUUAUAAGACAAUAAUGACGAUUUUUACAAAUGCUGCUGUAUCUGGCCAAGUCUGUUUAUUUUGAAAUUCAAUUUUCACUUUUUAACUAUGACAGUGAUGACAGUGAUCCAAAAGACACAUCAAAGAUGUGGCUCUAUGGAGAAUUUGUAGUAUCCUACCUGCUGACCUUUGCUGCUAUAAUUUCAUGAAGGCCAAUAGUGCAAGUGCAAGUGAAGGGACCAGAGCAAUGACUCUACAAUGGCACUUUAUAUUCCACGAUGAAACACUGAAGCAUUAGACAACCCUCUCCAGAGGAUGGUCGAUGACACUUAGACUCUUCUAUAAAAAAAUUAUUUCAAUCAAACCUACAUCACAUGUAUAAAUAUAUGUUGCAAGAUUUAUAAUAUGAUAUAAGCAAACAAUCAAAUGACACUGAGACUUCCACAGAAUCACUUUGAUAUACCAAAGUAACUACAAAAGCACAAGGAAUGCUUUCAUUGAUUGUGCUUCAGGCUAGAAUACUGUGAUGACCCUGGUUUAUUGACUCUAUACUUUUGUGUUCAGAAUACUUAGAUUAUUAUACUUUAGCCAUUUCAGUGUUUCCUAACAAAUGAAAAUAUUUAUGUGCCUUUAUAGUUAUUCAUAUUUAAUGUAAUUAUGUUGUAGUCUAUGCCUUUUCUUGCUCAUUUUGGUUUGUGUUCUAGUUUUGUGUGAAUCAAGGGUAUUUUAUCCAUAUGCUGUAAUGUUGAAACUUUAUCCAUAGUAUGCUGUAGAGUCUAUAGAAUGAGAUUUUUUUAAAUUAAAGUUUAAUUAAAGAUUUUUA
Molecule: messenger RNA, 5654 nt
Organism: Esox lucius (northern pike)
Lineage: Eukaryota; Metazoa; Chordata; Actinopteri; Esociformes; Esocidae
Product: multidrug resistance-associated protein 5
Exons: 29
Coding region: 492-4736 (1414 amino acids)
Biological process (GO): transmembrane transport
Cellular component (GO): membrane
Molecular function (GO): ATP hydrolysis activity; ATP binding; ABC-type transporter activity
Source: RefSeq, a predicted model, not a curated record